GACGCGGCAGGCGCGGGGGGCGGGGUGGUGGGAGAGGGAGGGGCGCGAGAGCGGCGGCGCCGCCGUUACGGAGCUGACGGAGCGCGCUGGAGACGACUUAUGUUGAGUAUGAGUCUUGUUAUGAUUAGCGAGAAUGUAAAACUGGCCCGUGAAUAUGCGUUGCUGGGAAACUAUGAUUCUGCAAUGGUCUACUACCAAGGAGUACUUGACCAAAUGAAUAAAUACCUCUACUCUGUCAAAGAUGCAUAUCUGCAACAGAAAUGGCAACAGGUUUGGCAGGAGAUAAGUGUGGAAGCUAAGCACGUGAAGGAUAUAAUGAAAACACUGGAAAGCUUUAAAUUAGAUUGCACUCCCUUGAAAGCAGCACAGCAAGAAUUACCAGCUCGUGAUGGAGAAGUGUGGUCCUUGCCCGUUCCAGCUGAACGUAGACCUUCUCCAGGAGCCAGAAAACGGCAGUCUGUUCAAUGCAAUGAUUGCAGAGGUCACAAUAACCGUGUAAGUGCAGCUGUCAGAGGCCCUCACCGGCCCGCCUCUCGAAAUCCUAAUGAUAAAGGGAAAGCAGUCCGUGGCCGAGAAAGGAAGGAUCAGCAGAAUAAAGGAAGAGAGGAAAAGAACAAGUCAUCAUCUGAUGUUUCAGAAUCUGAGCCAAAGAGGUUUGAUGGUACUGGGUAUGAUAAAGACUUAGUAGAAGCUUUGGAAAAAGAUAUUAUUUCUCAAAAUCCCAAUGUUCGAUGGGAUGAUAUAGCUGACUUAGUUGAUGCCAAAAAAUUACUCAAAGAAGCUGUAGUCUUACCAAUGUGGAUGCCAGAAUUCUUUAAGGGAAUUAGAAGACCGUGGAAGGGCGUGCUGAUGGUUGGUCCACCUGGUACUGGAAAGACUCUCCUUGCAAAAGCUGUAGCUACUGAAUGCAAAACAACAUUUUUCAACAUCUCUUCAUCAACACUUACUUCAAAAUACAGAGGAGAAUCUGAGAAACUUGUCCGCCUGCUGUUUGAAAUGGCUCGAUUUUAUGCACCAACAACUAUAUUUAUUGAUGAGAUAGACUCUAUCUGUAGUCGCAGAGGAACCUCGGAGGAGCAUGAAGCCAGCCGACGGGUGAAGGCAGAACUACUGGUUCAGAUGGAUGGUGUUGGAGGGGCUGCUGAAAAUGAUGAUCCUUCCAAAAUGGUUAUGGUACUUGCUGCUACUAAUUUUCCUUGGGAUAUUGAUGAGGCCCUAAGACGACGACUAGAAAAGAGAAUUUACAUUCCUUUACCAUCAGCAAAAGGCAGAGAAGAACUCUUACGGAUAAACCUGCGGGAGUUGGAACUGGCUGACGAUGUUGACCUUGAAAAUAUAGCUGAAAAAAUGGAAGGUUAUUCUGGUGCAGAUAUUACCAAUGUAUGCAGGGAUGCCUCACUGAUGGCUAUGAGAAGACGAAUUGAGGGCUUGACACCAGAAGAAAUCAGAAAUCUUUCCAGGGAUGAAAUGCACAUGCCUACAACUAUGGAGGAUUUUGAAAUGGCUUUAAAAAAGGUUUCUAAAUCGGUAUCUGCUGCGGACAUUGAGAAAUAUGAAAAAUGGAUUGUUGAAUUUGGAUCAUGCUAAGUCUUCCUAACCAAACUUCCCCAGGAAACCUCUCUUAAAACAGCUUCAGAAGUAAUUAAAGGUAGCGUUCAUGUGCACUAAAUGCUAUUUUUUUUUAACUUUCUUAAACUUAAGAGCAACAUGAUUCUGAAUAAAGUAAUUUUUUAAAUUGCAUGUCA
Molecule: messenger RNA, 1745 nt
Organism: Mauremys mutica (yellowpond turtle)
Lineage: Eukaryota; Metazoa; Chordata; Testudines; Geoemydidae
Gene: KATNA1
Product: katanin catalytic subunit A1
Exons: 11
Coding region: 100-1587 (495 amino acids)
Biological process (GO): microtubule severing
Cellular component (GO): microtubule cytoskeleton
Molecular function (GO): microtubule severing ATPase activity; ATP binding; ATP hydrolysis activity
Source: RefSeq, a predicted model, not a curated record